AGAGGAGGUGAAGUUGAAAGAAUAGCGACCUCUUCUCCGUUUGGGCUGUGUUUAAGAGAGAUAUCAGUUCCCUGUCAAGCCUCCAUUUUCUAUUAUUUGUAAUUGUUUAUUUUCUCACUACUGCAAAGGGAGCAACAAAGAGAAAGAAAAGGAGAGAAAGAGAAAGAAAGAGACGACAGACUGAGGAAAUACAGAGAGAGAAAGACAAAGACAAAGAGAAGAACUGAAGAAGCUUUCAAUACCACACAAGGGAAAACGAUGCCUUAGAGCUUUACAUCCUUUCAUACUCUGCAACUCCAAGGGAGAGAAGGCAGUGUUUAGUACUAAAGUGCAAAAGGAGGAGAUGAUGAAGAAGAAGAUACUGAUAUGGGAAUAGCAACACAGCAACUUUUACCAGUUCUUUCUCAUUCGAAGUUCCACCAUCAAAUUCAAGUUGAAGACAAGUCAAUUUCCUCGAAUUCUAUGUCCCAGGAUUACCACCAAGGCAUCUUUAGCUUCUCGAAUGGCUUCGAGAGAUCAGUGAUGACUCACCAUGAACAACACCAACACAUAGCACAGCAGAUCCGCCGAGAUAAACUUAGAGUUCAAGGCUAUGAACAGCCACCGCCACCAUUGGUAGGGAUUGAAGAGGAGGAAUCUAGUGGUCUGCCUGUGUAUGAUACAGGCGGUAUGUUGUCAGAAAUGUUCAAUUUCCCUUCUGGAGGAACUUCGUCUACGGAAUUGUUAGAUCACUCCAUGCCGUCUAAUUACCGGCAUCCACGGCCAACGGCAGCCAGUGAGUGGUACAGUAACAGGCAAAGUAUGCUGGGGGGUUUGGGUUCCUUAGGUGACUCGAAGAAUCACAAUGACCGGGAGAGUUUAGCUCAUCAUCAUCAGAUUUCAAACAUUAAUGCAGACUCAGCAGCAGCCAUGCAACUUUUCUUGAUGAAUCCACAGCCAAGAUCAUCUUCUCCAACUCCUCCUCCCCCUCCCCAUUCAACUUCUUCUACGCUUCACAUGUUGCUACCUAACCCAUCAACUUCUCUGCAAGGUUUUAAUGUAUCGGGAACAGGAGGCGGUUUUGGAGCAAACAGUGUGAUUUCUCCUCCACAAUUCACAUGGGUUCCUGAUAGCAGCCAUGAAGGAGGCAACACUGCUGCUCAAAUCAACAACGCAAGUGAAAUGGGAGGAGGAGUAGUGGAAGGUCAAGGCCUCUCUCUUUCAUUAUCGUCAUCUUUGCAGCAUUUAGAGGCGGCAAAAGCAGCAGAAGAAUUGAGGAUGGGAGAUGGAGGAUUAUUGUUUUACAAUCAAGGAGGGGGUUCUUCUUCAUCACAGUAUCAGUACAAAAACUUAAGUGGUCAACAGCAGUUAUUUCAUUUGGGUGGUGGAGUGGGUCAAAAUCACCAGGUUCGUGUUGGCUAUGGGUCUUCAUUAAGUGUGGUGAAUGUUUUAAGGAAUUCCAAGUAUGUUAAAGCUGCCCAAGAAUUAUUAGAAGAAUUUUGUAGUGUGGGAAGGGGUCAAUUCAAAAAGAGCAAGAUUGGCCGCAACAAUACAAACCCUAGUUCUAAUCCUGGUAGUAGUGGCGGUGGUGGUAAUUCUUCGUCAUCAACCAAAGAUUUCCCUCCUUUAUCUCCUACUGAUAGAGUUGAGCAUCAAAGAAGGAAGGUCAAAUUGUUAUCCAUGCUUGAUGAGGUGGAUCGAAGAUACAACCAUUACUGUGAACAGAUGCAAAUGGUGGUGAACUCAUUCGAUCUGGUGAUGGGUUUCGGUGCUGCGGUUCCUUACACUGCUUUGGCUCAGAAGGCAAUGUCUCGGCAUUUCCGGUGUCUAAAGGAUGCAAUACAAGCACAACUUAAGCACAGCUGUGACUUUCUAGGUGAAAAAGACGGUGCAGGAACCUCAGGCAUAACCAAAGGAGAGACCCCAAGGCUUAAGUUACUCGAGCAAAGUCUAAGGCAGCAAAGGGCAUUUCACCAAAUGGGUAUGAUGGAGCAAGAGGCUUGGAGGCCACAAAGAGGCUUGCCUGAACGAUCUGUCAACAUUUUGAGAGCCUGGCUGUUUGAGCAUUUCCUUCACCCGUAUCCAAGCGAUGCAGAUAAGCAUAUGUUGGCUCGGCAGACUGGUUUAUCGAGAAAUCAGGUUUCAAAUUGGUUCAUAAAUGCGAGGGUUCGACUGUGGAAGCCCAUGGUGGAAGAGAUGUAUCAGCAAGAGGCGAAAGAAGAAGAAGGAAUGGAAGAGAGAGAAAAGGGGAUUGCACAAACACCAAUGCCUUCAGCGACAACAACAACAACAGCAGCAGCAGCAACAUCAACGCCAACACCAACAACAACUACACCCACAGGCAAAAGAUCCGAAAUCAAUGACAAAGAAAGCGACCGUUCAGUAAUGGCAAUCAAUAGACAAUGCUUCUCGGAAACCCAUGCAAAACAGUCUUCCUCUUCCACCAAUAUGAUCACCGCCACCAGUAUCCCCAUCAAUGAAGCGGCGCCACCCAUUUCCCCUUCUUUUCCGGUUACCCACAUCGUCGAUGACACUUGUCGACUUGGCAAUGUGGUUCCAGCUGAUUAUGCCACCACCUCUGCUGACUUAGGCUCUACUCUUAUAAGAUUUGGGACCACUUCUGGUGACGUUUCACUCACUCUAGGGCUUCGCCAUGCUGGGAAUAUGCCUGAGAACACUUCUUUCACAGUUAGAGAUUUUUGGGGCUGUUGAUUAUAUUCUCUACCUGAUUAACCUCUUUAAGAAAUUAAACCCCAUUUCUUUUUUCACUUCAUCCUUCAGUCUACUGAGAAGAAAACGCAUAUUGGAAUUCGUAGCAUAUAAAUAUAAAUAUAUAUUCAGUUAGGUAGUGAUAUGGGGUUAUUGUAAUUGUAUAGUAGAUUGCCGUGAAUCCUUUGCUUAAACAUGAAUUUCUAGAAUAAUAUGAUCAUCGAAUCAUAUUAAUUUUGGGGGCGUAUGCAAGGGCGAGGAAGAGGGGAAGAGGGUUUGCUGAACUUUAUCUUUUACCCAUAUAUGUGUAUGGAUGUUGUUAUCUUAUCGAAUAUUUAUUAUUUAUAAUAAUAGCGAAACCCUAGAGAUGGCUAUUUAUCUUCUGUA
Messenger RNA from Mangifera indica (mango), 3075 nucleotides. Its product is annotated as BEL1-like homeodomain protein 4. Lineage: Eukaryota; Viridiplantae; Streptophyta; Magnoliopsida; Sapindales; Anacardiaceae. Gene Ontology annotation, biological process: regulation of transcription by RNA polymerase II. Gene Ontology annotation, molecular function: DNA-binding transcription factor activity, RNA polymerase II-specific; RNA polymerase II cis-regulatory region sequence-specific DNA binding. The record is from RefSeq and is a predicted model, not a curated record.